Molecule: messenger RNA, 2847 nt
Organism: Peromyscus leucopus (white-footed mouse)
Lineage: Eukaryota; Metazoa; Chordata; Mammalia; Rodentia; Cricetidae
Gene: Trim65
Product: tripartite motif containing 65
Exons: 6
Coding region: 577-2139 (520 amino acids)
Biological process (GO): positive regulation of autophagy
Molecular function (GO): protein binding; zinc ion binding
Source: RefSeq, a predicted model, not a curated record
CUGAGAUUAAAGGCAUGCACUCCCACCGCCCGGCUGUAUCAUUGUCUUAAAAGAACCAAAAUUAUACAUUUCCCAGAGAAGGGAGAUAACCCAGUGCCCAAAAUCCUGUUCCAGAAAAAAAAAAAAACACUGGGCCGGGGGUCAGGAGCGUUUACCAAGUGUUACCAAGCUCUGUACUGGACUAUCACUACUCAGUUUUAUUUACUGGCCAAGAAAACACCCCCAGAGAUGGUAUCUCAAGAUGGCCCUGUGCCCAGUGGGGUUCCAAGCCUCGGUCCCUUGAAGGUAAGGCCAGAUCUCGGGGAGCUGAGAGAGAUUGUGGAGGAGCAGGGAAAGCAACGUGGAGGUGCCAGAGUGGGACCCAUGGGAGCCGCACCCCGUCUCCCAGCGCGUCAGAAGGCGGGCAAGGGUGACCUGGAUUCCUGCCAAAGAAUGUUCUAGGCCAACCGAGAGCAGCGCCUGUGAUGUUUGACACACUGUCGUGUCUUUCUGGGCUGUCCUUCGCCCUUCCGCAUCAGUCGCACCGGUAGCCUCGGUCCCUUUAAGAAGUCUGUGCCGGGUGGCCUCGCUUCCGCCAUGGCCGCUCAGCUGGUGGAGGACCAAGUGACCUGCUCCAUCUGCCUGGAUCGCUACCGCGACCCGGUGACGCUGCCUUGCGGCCACAGCUUCUGCGGAGGCUGCAUGCAGGACUCGUGGCGCUGCUGGGAGAAAACAUGCCCCGAGUGUCGCCAGCCCUUCCCCGAGGGCACCAAGCUGUGCCGCAGCGUGACACUGAGCACCUUGCUGAAGACGCUGCCUCUCGAGCUGCAGGCGCAGGCGGCCGCCAUCCCGCUCCCGGAGCCCGGCGCCGACCACGGCGCACGCUGCCCGCGCCACGGGAGGCCGCUCGAGUUCUUCUGCCGCACCGAUGGCCUCUGCGUGUGCAGCGCUUGCACAGUGCACGAGUGCCGCCACCACGAGCGGGCGCUGCUGGACGUGGAGCGCCGCGUUCGAGAGGACCAACUGAGAGCUAGAGCGGCGGUUGCCCGGCAACAGGUCACCCAGGCUGAGACCCAGCUUCAGGAGCUGCAGCAGCAGAGCAGCCAGAUCGAGAGUUCAGCCUGCACCCUGACCUCAGUGGUCUCCAGCAGAUUCAGCAGCCUGCUACAGGCGCUGGAGAAGCUUCAGGCCUCGACACUGAGGAACAUAGAGGUAGCCAAGAAGCAGGCUCUGGACCAGGCUCUGAGGGAGAUACAGCGGCUAACCGAGCACCUGGAGGUCCUGUCCCAGUAUGACCACGGUGUCCAGGCUCUCCUGGGGCAAGUGGAUGACUCCAGCUUCUUCCAGGAAUUACAGCAGCUCUCUGAGCCUGUGGAGUCCUCCGGGCCACUGACCACUCCGCAGUGGGAUGAAGAGCAGCAGCUGAGCAGCGUGAAUGAGAUGCUUGGCCCGCUAUGUGAACUCCUCCUUGAAGAGAAGCCCCCCAGGGUGGCAGGCAAAGCUGCCCGUGCUGGCCCUGUGGCCGUGGGUCCUUCGGCACCAGUCUCCAGCGCCGUGUGUCCACUGAGGAAGAAACUCUGGCAGAAUUAUCGCAACCUGACCUUUGACCCGGACACUGCCAACCAGUACUUGUACUUGUCCCACAAGGACCAGCAGGUGACACACCAUUUCCAGGCCCAGGGCCCAGCCAGGCCAGGCAGCUUCGAGCUGUGGCAGGUGCAAUGUACCCAGAGUUUUCGGACUGGACAACACUAUUGGGAGGUACGCACCUCUGACCACUCUGUGACGUUGGGCAUCACCUACCCAAAACUAUCACGCCGAAAGGUGGGGACCCACACAGACAACAUCGGCCGUGGGCCUUCCUCCUGGGGCCUUUGCAUCCAGGAGGACAGUAUCCAGGCCUGGCACAAUGGCAAGGCCCAGCGCCUGCAUGGGGUGCCUGGACGUCUCCUGGGCAUCGAUUUGAACUUGACCGCUGGCUACCUCACCUUCUACAGCCUCGAGCCACAGACACAGCGGCUGCAUACCUUCCACGCAGUUUUCAGCCAGCCUCUCUUCCCCGUCUUCUGGCUCCUUGAGGGGAGGACCCUGACUCUUUGCCAUCAGCCUGAGGCCAAGCCCCCUCCAGGGCCCAGGGAAGAGGCCUCAGCACUCAUCUGAGGGAGGCACAGAUAGGUGCCGCCAUGCCUGUGUGCCCAAGAGUGGAUCAGCCUCUGACUGGGAGACUGAAGGCCACCAUUCUAAAAGGAACAGCUGUUGGCUGCUGUGGGAUGGCCUUUCUGUAUGCUGUGAAUAUGUAUUGCUACCACUGCUUAAUAAGUAACUAAGCAAGGCAGCUUAGAGGCUGGCGGGAAAUCCAAGCUGAGGUACAAGGAGGGGAAAGGCAGGCUUGGAGGAGACGCUAAGAGCCGCCAGGGGAAGCAAGAUGUGAUACAGCACAGGAAAAGGCACCAGACACGUGGCGAUCCACAGGUUAAUAGGAAUGGGUUAAUUUAAGAUGCAAGAGCUAGCUAGCAAGAAGCCCGAGCCGUAGACCGAACAGUUUGUAACUAAUACAUUAAGUUUCUGAGUAAUUAUUUUAUAAAUGUCUGCAGGACGGCGGGUGGGAGAGAUUUGGACCAUGGGCCCAGGCCAGACCAAGAAACUUGCCCCUACAGUUGGUCUCUCUGUUGACUCCGAGGAGAGGGAUGAGAGGGGAGCCCCUAAAUCCGUUUACUUUUUACUCUCUUCAAAGGGGACAGGGAUUGGAAAAAAUUAAUAGGAUGCCCCAGCCCCAAGCAAAAGCCAAGUUCUUGGUGUUGCCUAGACAUCUAUCUUAGCCACUGUUCUAUGGCUGUGAAGAGACACCCUAACCACAGCCACUCUUUU